Messenger RNA from Protopolystoma xenopodis, 534 nucleotides. The record is from the annotation of a GenBank genome assembly. NCBI's taxonomy places the organism in Eukaryota, Metazoa, Platyhelminthes, Monogenea, Polystomatidea, Polystomatidae.
AUGUCAAGACUUAAUCCGCUAUACGAUCCCAAAGUUCAGGCUUUGACGAAUGACCCCAUAUACAACUCCCUUCUAAGAUACCAUAGCCUUGAGGCUCAAACGCCUCAAACUGUAUAUGUCUCUUCCAAACCCUCGCAAGAACUCUCCUCUCGCCUCGAUGAAUCGUCUUCGGAUACUUGUUCUGUUAAACCUCAGGAUCCUCUUAAGUUGAUUAACACAAUGGACUUUAGAGACCUUCGAUAUAUUCAGAAAUCGUCUUGCUCUGACUCAUUUUUUGGGAUUUCACAGUUACGAACACCUCAUUCCACUUCUUUGGCCACUCGCAUGAUGGCUUCUGUUAGCCGGGUGUCUGCUCCUCAGCAUACUUCAGUUCCAACAGCGCAAUCGGAUAACACAGCUUUGUUUCGAGUAUCUCGUCUGAAUCAAAAGCAGCCCAGUUGUCCGAACCGUGGUUACGUCGUUCUUUUGGGCCGUUACAAAAGCCAACUCUAUGUGCAGGUAAUGUCACUUUUAGCUAAAUUCCUACUUCGUUGA